UUGAGUAGUGAAACCAUAAACUUCUUAUUAACUUUGUUCUGAUAAAAAUUACAGUUACAGGUUGGACUGAACAAUUUGCAUUUUGCACUUUGGAUUUGCAAUGGAUUUUUACAGUGGACUGUUUAGUGUUGGUUCAUUGAAAGUGCUUUUGUUUUCAGUAAUUUCAUAUUUCGUUUAUGUUUAUCUAUUGAAACCUGCAUUACAUUAUAUUUAUAUUGUUAUUCAUUAUCAUGGAUUCCAUUAUCAACCAAAAAGUUUUCUUCUGGGACAUGUGAAGCAAAUUUGGCCAAAUUUUCCGUUCCCUAUUGAAAUGAAGACGGUUGCAGGAAAUUUAUACGAAAAGAUGCUUAAAAUUGUCGGUCCUAAUCCAAGUCGAUCUUUAUCAGUUUUAUGGAUUUCCAUUUUUCCAGUCGUCUUUGCUUCGGGUCAUGAAGUAGUAGAGAAGAUAUUGCACCGGACAAACCUGAAGAGGCCACAUUUUUGUAAAUUUCUUGGCCUAGGAGAUGGAUUGAUAUCUUCAGAACCUGAUGUUUGGAAGGUUCGAAGGAAGUUGAUUGAACCUUUUUUCACGACUAAAAAGAUGAGAGACCAUGCUAAACACAUGUAUGAAGAGGUUAAAUCAUUUGGUCAACAAUUGGAUAAGGAAGUUGGUAAACCCGUUGACUUGGUUCAUCAAAUACACACAAGUACUUUGAACAUCAUUUUAAAAACUAGUGCAAGUAUUCCUUUAGAAGAUUCAAUCGAAGAUAAAGAAAGAUAUGUCGAACUAGUUAGCACAGUGGAAAGAAAUGCUGUCAAACGCGCUGCAAACCCACUUUAUCAACUUGAUUGGAUGUUCAAGUUAUUUCAGUUUAGUCAAGUUUAUUAUAAAGCGAUCAGUAGUACGGUAGAAAUUAUAAAUAAAAUGUUUAGGCGAAGAAAGCAACUGUUAAAGGAUUCAUCAUCGAAUGAACCAGAAAACCAGGAUUUAGUUGGUUUACUUGAAGGUAAAGUGGAUGAACAAGGACUUUUAGAUGAGUUGAUAACGCUUAUUGGAGCUGGACAUGAUACAACUGCAGUCGCUUUACGUUGGAAUCUAUUCAAUAUCGGCAAUCAUUAUGAUGUACAAGAGAAACUGUAUAAAGAGAUUAUUCAAUUUUUCCCUGAUGACACACCGAUAGAUGAUAUGGAUAAACUGAAAGAGUGCGUUUAUCUUGAGCAGGUCAUAAAAGAAUCACUUCGGUUGAAUCCUUCUGUUCCCGGUACUACGAGAGUACUUGAAGAAGAUAUAAUGUUAAAUGAUGAACGACUUAUCAAAGGUUCAAUGGUUAACGUCUCAUCUCUAGCAACUCAUUACGACCCAAAUGUUUAUCCCAACCCAACAAAAUAUGAUCCUGAUAGAUGGAGUCCUGAAAAUGCCUCUAAAAUACCUAAAACAGCUUGGAUUCCUUUUGGUUAUGGACCACGAAUCUGUAUUGGAUACCGAUAUGCAAUGGUAGAGCUCAAGAUUUAUACAGCUCAAAUUAUUCGUAAAUUCAGUUUAAGAUCAACUCGACCUCAUGGAAGUGUUUCAAUGCUGUAUGAAGUUACUUUUCAGCCAUCCUUGCCUUUGGAAAUAAUAAUGACACCAAGAAAUAACAAUCAAUCAAAUUUAAUCAUUAGUUCUAAUAGUUCAAUUGAUGAAUUACUCAAUUUUGGUUAUUUCUCAGUCUCACAAUUAACCCUUAAACUUACAAUGGUUGAUAUUGGAUUGUUAAGUCUCCAAACACUGAAACUGUUUUUGUUUUCGGCAACUUUGUAUUACAUUUAUGUUUACCUAUUGAAGCCCGCUCUAAAUUUUGUUUAUAUGGUCAUUCAUUAUCAUGGGUUUCCAUCUUAUCCGAAAAACUUUCUUCUUGGACAUUUGAAGCACUUUUGGACAAACUUUCCAUUCCCAAACGACGCUGCAAGUGUUUCAAAAAAUGUGUACGAAGCGGUCAAUAAGAUUGUUGCUCAUAACCCAGAUGAAUCGCUAUCAGUUGCAUGGAUUUCAAUCUAUCCAGUUAUAAUACUUACGGGUCAUGAAGCAGUAGAGAUUCUGCUGGACAAGAAAAAUUUGAAGAAACCUCAUUUUUACAAGUUUAUGGGCCUAGGAGAUGGACUGAUACCUUCAGACCCUGAAAUUUGGAAGGUUCGAAGGAAGUUGAUUGAACCUUUCUUCUCGACUAAAAAGAUGAAAGAUCAUGCUGAGAACAUGUAUCAAGAGAUGGAAUCAUUUGGUCAACGAUUGCAUGAUGAAGUUGGUAAGCCCAUUGACUUGGUUCAUCAAAUACAUACAAGUACAUUGAACAUCAUUUUAAAGUCUGCUACAAGCAUUCCUUUAGAUGAUUCAAUGGAAGAUAAAAAGAAAUUUACCAAAUUAGUGGAUAAAAUCGAACCCAACCUUUGUCGAAGAGGAACAAAUCCUUUUUACUAUUUUGAUUGGCUUUUCAAGUUUUUCGAGUUUGGCCGAGCUUAUAAUAAAACCAAUGAUAUGAUCGCAGAGUUUAUAAACCAUAUAUUGACUCAAAGAAUGGAAAUAUUCGAGAAUGCCCUCAAUGAACCAGAGAAUCAGGAUUUCAUUCAUUUACUCGAAGACAAAAUCGACGAACAAGGAAUUCACAAUGAACUGCUAACUCUUAUCAUAGCUGGACAUGAAACGACAGCAGUGGCUUUACGUUGGAUCUUAUUCAAUCUCGGCAAUCAUUUAGAUGUACAGGAAAAACUGUACAAAGAGAUUAUUCAAUUUUUCCCUGAUGAUGCACCGAUAGAUGAUAUGGAUAAAAUCAAACAGUGCAAUUAUCUUGAUCAAUGCGUAAAAGAAUCACUUCGAUUGAAUCCUCCAGUCUAUGGUAUUGCAAGAGUACUCGAAGAGGAUAUCAUGGUAAAGGAUAAAAGACUCAUCAAAGGUUCGGUUGUUGGUGUCAUGAUUGAAGCAACUCAUCGCGACCCAAAAGUUUAUCCCAAUCCCAAAAAAUACGAUCCUGAUCGAUGGAACCCUGAAAAUGCAUCAAAAAUACCGAAAGCAGCUUUUAUACCUUUUGGUUACGGACCUCGAUCCUGCAUUGGAUAUCGCUAUGCAAUGAUAGAACUAAAGAUUUACACAAUUCAAAUCAUUCGUAAAUUCAGUUUAAGAUCGACUCGACCACACGGAAGCAUUCCACUAAAAGCUGAUAUUACUUUGAGACCAGUUGAACCUUUGGAGAUAAUAAUGAAACCAAGAAACCACAACUGAACUCGUAAAUUGAACCGGUUUUUUGGUUUUUUGGUUAUAAAUUGAUUGCAAAGAUAUUUAGUUGGUAAAGGGUCAAAACAGAGAAGGUCAAUAAAGCGAAAAGAGGUUUAACUUGAAAUUUUAAGCUCUUCAUUUUUAAUCGGUUUUCUAUUGAUAUUUCAAUGAAUUUACUAAAUAAAAACUCAUUUAUGGCCAUUGA
Messenger RNA from Tetranychus urticae (two-spotted spider mite), 3431 nucleotides. Its product is annotated as cytochrome P450 4C1-like. Gene Ontology annotation, molecular function: heme binding; iron ion binding; oxidoreductase activity, acting on paired donors, with incorporation or reduction of molecular oxygen. The record is from RefSeq and is a predicted model, not a curated record. Lineage: Eukaryota; Metazoa; Arthropoda; Arachnida; Trombidiformes; Tetranychidae.